AUGCCGCAAUCCAACAUUCAAACCAUUCCAGUAAACAACAUGUUAUCUAAUUCCAACGUAAGGGAAAGCUUCAGCGCCGACCAACUGGCGCAGAUUACGCAGAUUGUUUUGCAGUCGAUCUCGUCGUUCUUUGAAAGCCAACACACCACAACAACCACAACUUGUGUAGAUGAGCAGCCAACUAUCCCGCCAACGCCACCCGGACAGCUUGGUCAAUUUUCAUUUUUAAGUUCCAGCGAGCUCCAGCAGCAGCCGACUUCAUCCCAUGGACCUGUUGCCUCAAUCCAGCAAGCAGAUGGGGGAUUCACGCCAGAUAUUCCAAACAAAUACGUUCGUGACAUCGAAAGUGGUGAGUUUUCGAGCUUGCUAAAUUAUUGCUAAAAAUUUAAAUAAGUUAAAUGUUGGUUCCGAUUCUUCUGACAACGUGGGUUUCACAAUUUCCUUUACAGGAAUCUCAACACCGUGCAAGCCUCAAGUGCUGACUAACAUUGAAGAGUGGACAACCGCUUUCAACACAUAUAUGUUAAUCAUAGUACAAAAAUUUCCAAAUCGUGCAUUAGAACUUUUACAGUACAUGGAAACCAUCCGUCAUGCGGCAAAAACGCAUGGCGGUUUAGGCUGGGUGCAUAUAUGA
Messenger RNA from Paramuricea clavata, 634 nucleotides. The record is from the annotation of a GenBank genome assembly. Lineage: Eukaryota; Metazoa; Cnidaria; Anthozoa; Malacalcyonacea; Plexauridae.